Teleopsis dalmanni is the source of this 1231-nucleotide messenger RNA. Its product is annotated as TWiK family of potassium channels protein 7-like. The transcript has a single exon. The record is from RefSeq and is a predicted model, not a curated record. Gene Ontology annotation, biological process: potassium ion transmembrane transport; stabilization of membrane potential. Gene Ontology annotation, molecular function: potassium ion leak channel activity. NCBI's taxonomy places the organism in Eukaryota, Metazoa, Arthropoda, Insecta, Diptera, Diopsidae. The coding region runs from base 50 to 1174 and encodes 374 amino acids. Gene Ontology annotation, cellular component: membrane.
UUAAAUUUUAAAAAAAUAUGAAUUUAAUCGAACAAACGAACAAUUAAAAAUGUCGAAAACGCAGAGUCCCUCAUCUUCUUUACGCAGUAAUCAGCCCCGUAGGCAGGUGAAGCGUUGCUGUCGUAAUUUUUUUACGUUUAUGUGCACCCAAGUUGGUGUUGGAGCACUAAUCGUACUGUACGCUAUAUUUGGGGCGGUAUCGUUCAUGAACAUCGAACGUGAAUAUGUGGAUAAGACAGCAUCCGAAGUGGUUGCCUUAAGGCAUAACUGCUCAGUGGAGUUAUGGCACAUAACUGAAGAACUUAAUACAUUCGAUAGAUUUAAGUGGCAAAAGGAAGCAGAAGCAGUAUUAAAAGAGUACCAAACACAAAUUGCUGCAAUGAUUAAAAAUGGUUACGGCGGAAGAACACCACAACAGAUUUGGUCCUUCCCAGCAGCACUUAUGUUUUGUUUGUCAGUUAUUACUAUGAUUGGUUAUGGAAAUAUGGUGCCACGUACGCCUUGGGGAAAGGGCUUUACAGUUAUAUAUUCCACUUUUGGCAUACCACUUUAUAUAUUGUAUUUUUUAAAUAUGGGAAAAGUAUUGGCGCGUUCCUUUAAAUUUUUGUAUCGCUCUUUGCAUGAAUGCACGCAAGAUAACUCAUCCAUUGAUAAACGUUUGGAUGCACUAGAGUGCGGUAGUACUGGAAAUGAUGAACGUAAAAGGAUUAUUGUACCUUCAACUGCUUGUUUGUGGGUCAUUAUAUUCUAUAUAAUAACGGGCACAAUUAUGUUUGCUAAUUGGGAGAAAUGGUCAUAUCUUAAUUCAUUCUAUUUUUGUAUGACGUCAUUAUGUAAAAUCGGUUUCGGUGAUUUUGUGCCGGGUGCAAGUUUGGUAACGUCUGCAGAUAUUGAAGCGGCUCGGAAAAAUGCUAUUGAAGAUGCUACAGCAGAUCCAAAUGAACUAUUUGAAUUACAACUUAUGACCGAUCAAAAUUCAAAAUUAGCAAUAAAUUUUCUUUACAUGUUAAUAGGCAUGGGCCUAGUCGCAAUGUGUUAUAAUUUAAUGCGUGAGGAAGUGCGUGUGAAAGUGCAUGAUAUGAAAGAGGACACCAAAGUUUGUCUUGAAGAUACAAGAAAACGAUUCGGACGUUGUUUUGAUAGUAAUGACUCUUAUGACGAUGAUUACUAUUAAACAAAUAAUUUUAGUAUAUAAAACAUUUUUAGUGUAUAUAGAUAGCAUUGUCAAUUU